UAAAGGGAACAAAUAAAGACUGUAACUAGCCUCAUGCCAGUUCAAGUCAGGCUUUGCCAUGAAAUGAGCAUGCCGUGAACCUAAGAUACAAAACAAUAUUCACUGCAACAUCACGUUUUAAACAUUUAUUUCUCACAGUUCUGGAGGCUAGAAGUUCAAGAUCAGGGUGCCAGCACGGUCAGGCAAGGGCCCUCUUCUGGGUUGCAGACUUCUCAUAUCCUCACAUGGUGGAAGGGGGCUAGGGAGCUCUGUCAGCUCUCUUGUAUAAAGGUGCUAAUCCCAUUCAUGAGGGCUCUGCCCUUAUGACCUAAUCACCUCCUGAAGACCCCAACUCCUAAUACCAUCACAUUAGGGAUUAGGUUUUUAACACAUGAAUUGCGGGGUGGGGACACAAACAUUCAGAUCAUAGCAAAUAUAUUUUGAGUAAUGGCAACAGUUUAGAGCUCCUAAAUAAAGAUCAGAGGUAAGGUGACCCAUCAGGUCCCAAGAACCUAAGGACAAGUUUCCCUGUUGAGUUGCUUGGAGGAGCUUGGAGGAACUAGAAGUGGGAACCAGCGAAAACAGUCCUGGGAUGACCAGGGGCACUUCUCCCAAAGAUGGAGAAAUAAAUGGAGAAAUGCAGGGCUACCUCUCUCCCUUUGACAAGAUGCCAUCUCCUAAGGACCGGCUUGCAUAUUCUCUUCCCCUCCUGUGACCAGUCUCCCAAGGAAGAUAAGCAUUGGGUGUUUUUAUAAUGGCCACACAAACUAGUCCUAUCUUCCACGGUCAAGAUAAUAAGUUUCUGGAAAAUCAUUGCAUGAGGAGAAACAAUGACAGAGAUCCAAAGAAGCAAUUGAACCAGAAGAAUAUCAAUGAACGUGGCCAAAACCUAGACAAUGGACUACUGGUUACACAUAUUAACCAGACACAGGACUUGCUGAGGCUGCAGGGCGAUGAGACCCAGCUCUCUUCAGCUUGGGAGGAUUCAGAAGAUUGGCUUUUAACACACAAUUUAAAGUCUAUGAAACUCACCUUGGAUGACCUGAUAAGCCAGGGCACAGCCAUGCUGAAGGAGGGUAGCAAUGUCAUGAGGAAAAUGCACAUCUCCACCCAGACCAUCCACCAAUUGGAAUCCAAGCUUUCUGAAGCUAUUGAACUCUAUCAACAGAGAAUUCAGUGGCUCACAGAAAACAGCAAGAAGGUAUUUGGCCUCAUCAAGGGGGCCAGAGUCGGCGUCCUCAUCGAUGUGUCAGCUGUCAGCAGUGGCCCUCAGAAGGAGGAGUUCCAAAGUGACUUCAUGAGCCUCAUUGAUGAGCAGCUGAGCCACAAGGAGAAGCUGUACGUCCUGUCCUUCGGUACCACCACCAGCACCUUGUGGCCCAGCCCGGUGGAAGUCGGCACCUCCAGCCUCCAGGAACUCAAGCUCUGGGUAAAGAAACUGCAGCCUGACAGAGGCAGCAAUCUGCUGGAAGCCCUGAAGAAAAUCUUCGCUCUGAAGGGGCUGAAUUCUCUGGUGAUCAUAAUGGGAAGCUGCCCAGAUCAGCCUUCUGAAAUCCUGUCCGAGUACAUCCAACAGUCCAUCAUGGGACGGGACCUCAUCACCCACAUCAUCACCUACAAAUGCGAUGAUCAGGUGCCCCCUGCUGUUCUGAAGCACCUUGCAGAAGCUCUUGGGGGCUACUAUCACUGCUACAGCCCAGAGACAGAGAUCUACAGCAGCCGGGAGGUGGAUGAGCUGCUGGCAGAAAUCCAGGAGGCCCAGAGCCUCCGGGGCCACGUGCAAGCCCUGCACCAGAGCGUCCCCUGCGAGGAGCGGACCGGCUCGAUGCACGAGAUUUCCACAGAGGUUGCAAAGACGCCACUCACGAGUCUCUUGCCUAAACCCCCAAAGCAUGAGGAUCCCCUCACUAUUGAGUUCCCAAACUUGGACAAGACUUCUGCAGAAUGGCUAAAGACCAAUAGCCUGAAAGCCAAGAAGCUAAGCCUUUAUCAGGUUCUGGCACCCAAUGCAUUCUCUCCCGUGGAGGAAUUUGUGCCUAUUCUCCGGAAGACAGUAUCAGCAACUAUCCACGAGAAGGCAAUGGUACAGUUUGAAUGGCAUGAUGGGACAAUGAAGAAUAUUCACGUGGACCUGCCCUUCCUGUAUGAGUACCAGAAGCAGCUCAGCAGAGCUAUGCGGAUGUAUGAGAGACGGAUCGAGUGGCUCUCCUUGGCCAGCAGAAGAAUCUGGGGCACCGUCUGCGAAAAAAGGGUGGUUAUACUGCUCGAUAUCUCUGUGACCAAUUCCAUGUACAUUAUUCAUAUCCAGCACUCCCUGAGACUUCUGCUGGAGGAGCAGCUGUCCAACAAGGACUGCUUCAACAUCAUCGCGUUUGGAAGCACCAUUGAAAGCUGGAGGCCCGAGAUGUUUGCCGCGAGCCAUAGCAACUUACAAAGCGCCUGGCGGUGGGUCCUGAGCCUGCAGUGUCAAGGCAGCAGGAACGUCCUCAGCGCCCUGCGGAAGGCUGUGGAAGUGGACUUCAAGGACAAAGACAAACAGCAAUCACAGGGCAUCUACCUCUUCACCGGGGGCAUCCCUGACCAGGACAUGGCCAUGCUCAGCGCCUACGUGGCCGAGGCCCGUGUGGGCUGUGACUUACAGCUGAACGUGUGUCUCUUCUACGUGGGCGAGUCACAGAUGGACACCACGCCCCCUGCCUGCUAUGCCAGCCGCAGUGACACGGCCGCCGCCUACCGGGAGUUCACCCGGGCUGCUGGGGGCCGCUUCCACUGGUUUGGAGACACAGGUAUUUACGAAAGCGAUGAUAUCAGUGCCAUCACGUCUGAGAUGGAAAAGGCUCUCAACUACUCCCAAAAGUGUGCCUUGCUCGUGUCGUCUCUGAAGAACCAGUCUGGAAAACAACAGGAAAGUGCGGCCCUCCUGAGAGACAAGCCGAAGACGCUCAAGCUGAGACGUCAGCCCGGGAAGUUCUGUCCCUCCAAGCCCAGAGCACGCUCUGUGGCCAGAACGAGCAUUAAAGAUGACCCUGACAGAGAGAAGAGUCCCCCCUUGAAAGCUCUGCUAUGGAGUCCACUCAGUGGCAAAGCGGGCGUCCCCCCAGCUACAGCCCAGCCAGUGAAAGAAGGGACUGCAGAUCGGAGGAGGAAGACCAAAUCAAGGGACGCAGAGACCUCUCUCUCGCUCUUCUAUACAGAGACAGGGAAUAAUGUGGGCUUCGUGUACAGGAAGUACCCUCAAGGAAGAGCCCUAAGGAGGACUAGCUUUUCUAUUGAGUUGCCCAGAAAGGAUACAGUCUGCUCCAGCCUAGAGUGGGUAGCAAAUUAUGGACUAAAAAAACUGAAGAUGGAGAUCUCCAGAUACCUCGGUCCCAAAUGCACUCAUCAAAAGUCAACACAGACGUCGGCGUCAGCCAAAUACUGCAGUAUCUUCCCCAGCAUAGAGAUCAACGGGAUGGUGAGACACAUUCAGUGUACACCCAGGGAAAUCGAAGCGUACAUCACACACCUGGAGAAGGUGAUGCGGCGCUAUGUCCAAAGGCUGCAGUGGCUGCUGUCUGGAAGCCGCCGACUCUUUGGUGCCAUUUUGGAGAGCAAAGUGUGCAUCCUGCUGGACACGUCGGGAUCCAUGGGCCCCUACCUGCAGCAGGUGAAGACAGAGCUCGCUCUGCUGAUCUGGGAACAGCUGCGGAAGCACUGUGACAGUUUUAACCUGCUCAGCUUUGCAGAGGGCCUACAGCCGUGGCAGGACACUCUGGUGGGGACUACAGACGCAGCCUGUCACGAGGCUGUGAAGUGGGUGACCAACCUGCAUGCUCAGGGGAGCACCUCAGUCUUGCAAGCAUUGCUGGCAAGUCCCACCACCAAGCCUGACCCCGUGGCAAAGCAGAAAUACCACCGCCCCUAUCCUGACAUUGCGCCAUGCUUUGCAGUUUACAAAGAGCACUUUAGAAUUUACUGUUAAAUCAUUUCAUCUUCCCAGCAACCCAGUGAGGAUGAGAUUCUCGCUGUUCUCACUUUAUAGAUGAAGACACAGAGGCCCAGAGAGGUUAAGUGACUUGCUUGGGGUUAACCAGCUAGGAAGUGGGCUGAGCUCUUUCUCCUAAACCUCAGCAGCUUCCUGGUCUGUCAAAGGCUGAAAGAGGAGGCUCUCAGUCUUAAUGACAAGUCGGUGAGAUCCAACCAGACUUGGGGACAGCAGGCCAGUGGUUUCUGAGUCCCAGUUGGCCCCUCUUCUGAGCCAGACAACCUACAUGCUCUCUCAGAAAGCUUUCAGUUUUCCUGAUGUGGAAGGACUGUACCUCCUGACGGACGGGAAGCCAGACACAAGCUGCAGCCUUAUCCUCAGUGAAGUCCAAAGACUCACGGAGAAGAGAGACGUGAAAGUGCACACCGUCUCCCUGAACUGCUUAGACAGGUGGGCGGUCAGGAGCUGUAUCCCUUCCCCACGGCCGCGUGGCUGAGGGGCAAGGCUCAUCCUCACCUAAUCCAGGGACUCACGUUAUACGCUGAGCUCUCCUGGGCCCAAGUCCUGUGUGUGAGCAGUUAGGAGGCCCUGGGCAGGCAUUGCACCGGAGAGAGCCCCUCGGUGCCCCUGCCCACCCGUCAGCAUCCUGACUUUCUCCAGCGUGGAAAUGGAUUUGCACCGAUUCCCACAGUCACACGCUGUGUUCUCCCGUUUCGUCUUUCUUGGGGGCACAUUUGUGAAUAUUUAGGGGGAAAAAGUUUAAAGUAGCUAUGGUUAUUUUUUUUUU
Messenger RNA from Orcinus orca (killer whale), 4730 nucleotides. RefSeq names its product von Willebrand factor A domain containing 3A (gene VWA3A). Lineage: Eukaryota; Metazoa; Chordata; Mammalia; Artiodactyla; Delphinidae. The coding region runs from base 734 to 3940 and encodes 1068 amino acids. The transcript is spliced from 31 exons. The record is from RefSeq and is a predicted model, not a curated record.